AUGACUGCAGCAAACACAUCCCCCUCCGACGCAACUUCUUCGUCCUCAGAAACUCACGCGCAACGAUUUGCUAAUGAUAGUGAGUAUAAUGAUAACAACACUACCGAUAACCAUCGCAAGUUUUCACUCUGGGAUCUAGUUCCACGAACAAAAUGGUCCAUCCUAUAUAUGCUAGUCACAAUCAUCUUCACAGCCACAAUUCUCGUCUUAGAAGCCCUCAUCUUUGCCUGGUUCACGUCUGGCUUUGGUAAAACUUCCAUCGAUCAAAUGUCCACAUCAGACAGACAGGAGUUCAUUUCGCUUAAAUCAACCAUCCCAACAUACAUGGCCCUUUUCAUUUUUGCCGGCGCAUAUCAAAUCGGCGUUGCAUUUCUAGCCCUUAGCCGCAAAAACACUUUCCAGCUCUUGCUUCUCAUUGUCUUUUCCUUUGCUAUGCUCAUCUAUGCUGGCAUCCAAUACGACCAAAUCAGAGACUCUUACACACUCAUCAAUUCAGACCACACCCUCAAGUCACAACAAAUCCGUUCUAUCAUUAUUGCAAUCCCAUGUAUAAUUGCUGGCGAGUGCGUCAUCCUCAUGAUUCUCUCCUGGAGACUCUACCUUGAAAAUAAUAAAAAAAUCUUUCAGGAAAUCGGUGCGUCAAGUUCCCGCAAGCGUGCGCGCCGUGAUCUUCGCAUUUUCGAAACAAUCAUCCUCUUUGACUUCUUCUUUUUUGUCGGCUUCACUCUCCAGUUUGUGCUCAUUAUUCUUGAAACAAAGGGCGUCGAGUUUGGACUCACCAUUGCUGUCAUACCUGUUACUGCCAUAGUUCUGCUAGUGGCUGUCAUUGCUGUCUACAAGGAAAUUAGAGCCAUCGUUUACCUCUUCCUUGUAUUUUGUCUGGCGGGUCUGGCCUAUUUCCUUUACAAGCUUGUGCGCAUCUAUACUACCAAAGGUGAAAAACAUGACCAAUACAUCAAGGCCUCUAAGACCCUUACUGUUUUCGCUGCAAUCACUAUUGCCUUUUUGAUUAUCACUAUGCUCAUGACCUUGAAAUGUUUAAGCAACUUUGGCUACAACCAUGGCAAGUCGUUUGGAAACAUGGCUGACGAUGAUAUUGAUCUCGGAGGCCCAGAACCUGUCACAGAUGAUGGGUAUAAUAUGCAAGAAGCUUACUACUCGCAAAGCAAUACAAACUACGACGACGCGACAAGUGUUGGUACAGGACAUAGUGGACACAAUGGGCGUAGUGUGCAUAGUAGCCGAACAGACACUAGUAGUGUAGACGCUCGGCCACACCUCCCAGGGGGCGAUAUACAUACUGAUCCCAGUCUAGGCAACAACAAUAACGAAUACGGCGGAGGUGACUUGAGCGCGGGGAACCGUGACUCUGACCAUACAGCAGCCACUGCCAGUUAUUAUGAUGGCCAAAUUACAGCAGACAAGCCUGGUGUGAAAUACUCAUCGGCGCACCUGACAGACGGGAAAGAAUACGACUACGGCGAUGAAGAGGAGGAGAUGUAUGAUGCACAUACAGGGAGUUACGAUAUUCAUCAAGACAAUAAAAGUAAGAAUAACGGGGGUAUCCAAUAUUCGAAAGAAUGA
Magnusiomyces paraingens is the source of this 1584-nucleotide messenger RNA. RefSeq lists its product as uncharacterized. The record is from RefSeq and is a predicted model, not a curated record. The transcript has a single exon. Lineage: Eukaryota; Fungi; Ascomycota; Dipodascomycetes; Dipodascales; Dipodascaceae. The coding region runs from base 1 to 1584 and encodes 527 amino acids. Gene Ontology annotation, cellular component: Golgi apparatus.